Molecule: messenger RNA, 620 nt
Organism: Balearica regulorum gibbericeps (East African grey crowned-crane)
Lineage: Eukaryota; Metazoa; Chordata; Aves; Gruiformes; Gruidae
Source: RefSeq, a predicted model, not a curated record
AUGCUUGGUACGUUUCUCCUCUUGGGCCGUUUCGCCUCCUCCCUUCGCUCUCCGCCCUUCCUCUCCUCGGCUGAGAGGCAGGAUGGAGGAGCUGUUGCAGGAUACUCCUUCCUCUGCCCGUCGCUGGUCUGGCCGAUGAGUCGAAACCAGCUUUCAACAUUGCCAGUACAUCUCUGUAGCCUACCACUAAAAGUUUUGAUAGCAAGUAAUAAUAAGUUGGUUUCAAUACCUGAAGAAAUUGGACAGCUUAGACAGCUGACAGAGCUUGAUGUGAGCUGUAAUGAAAUACAGACAAUACCUCCACAGAUUGGCAAUUUGGAAUCUUUGCGAGACCUAAAUGUCAGAAGAAAUAAUUUGGUGCGUUUACCUGAAGAGCUUGCUGAGUUGCCUUUGAUUCGAUUAGAUUUCUCCUGCAAUAAAAUAACAACAAUACCAGUUUGUUAUAGAAACCUCAGACAUCUGCAGACCAUCAUGUUAGAGAACAACCCUCUCCAGUCACCCCCUGCACAGAUAUGUAUAAAAGGAAAAAUUCACAUAUUUAAAUACCUGAACAUAGAAGCAUGCAAGAUAGCUCCAGACUUGCCUGAUUAUGAUAGGAGACCCAUGGGAUUUGGAUCUUG